This is a messenger RNA of Etheostoma spectabile (orangethroat darter), 1842 nucleotides long. It is a transcript of the gene tpk1, whose product is annotated as thiamin pyrophosphokinase 1. Gene Ontology annotation, biological process: thiamine diphosphate biosynthetic process; thiamine metabolic process. The coding region runs from base 224 to 985 and encodes 253 amino acids. NCBI's taxonomy places the organism in Eukaryota, Metazoa, Chordata, Actinopteri, Perciformes, Percidae. The record is from RefSeq and is a predicted model, not a curated record. Gene Ontology annotation, molecular function: ATP binding; thiamine diphosphokinase activity; thiamine binding. The transcript has 9 exons.
GCGCUCUCUUUGGCUGUUUACGGCAUCGAUUGCGGAAGUCGCUUCAAUCUGGGGAAUAAUUAGGCCAAAGGAAGGCGGGUGAUAAGCUGGGAUUGGAGACAAGGUGGAAAAUGAAAUGACUCCAAAAAGAUAAAUGCAAGAAGAGUAGCAACAGCGUCUGUCUUCCUCUCCCCAGUUCCAGGUGAGUCGGCUGAUUGAAGACAGGCUCCUGUGGAUCCUGGCCAUGGAUGAAGAGUUUACGCCUUUGGACUGCCUGCUGCCCUCAGGCACGCAGAGGAUCUGUCUGAUUAUUCUGAACCAGCCUCUUGAUAAGGACUACCUGCACAUCCUCUGGAGUAAAGCUCUCUUGAGGGCUUGUGCUGAUGGAGCUGCCAAUCACCUUCAUAACAUCACUGCUGGAGUUAGAGACAGCUUUCUCCCCGACUAUAUCAGUGGGGAUUUUGAUUCCAUUACUGCCGAGGUCAAAGUAUUCUAUGCAGACAAGGGAUGCAAGCUAAUAGAAACAGCUGACCAGGAUCUAACUGAUUUCACCAAGUGCCUUGCAAUCAUGGUGGAGGAAGUUCAGAGACGACAGUUACAGGUGGAUGCCAUAGUGACGUUGGGCGGUCUGGCUGGCAGAUUUGACCAGAUCAUGGCAUCUGUUGAGACCCUUCACCACGCUCUGUCCAUGACACAACUCCCCCUGUUGAUUAUACAGGGGACAAGCCUAGUACACCUACUCAGACCCCAGGGCAGCCAUAAACUGGAGGUGAACACAGGCCUGGAGGGUGACUGGUGCAGCCUCAUUCCAGUAGGUGGACCCUGCCAAACAAGCACUUCUGGACUGAAAUGGAACCUGAAUAACCAGGUCCUGCAGUUUGGGAAGCUGGUAAGCACCUCCAACACCUAUGAACCCGUUGCCCCUGGAAAUCCCAGGAAGCCUGUAACCGUGACGACAGACCAGCCUUUGCUCUGGAGCAUGGGCAUUCGGAAGGAUGGGAAAUGACAAAAGAAAUCCUUCUUCUCAAGCAGUAUUGGACUAGUCCCAACAUGUAACUGACUUUACCGCUGAGUUACGGCAAAGUCACUCAUGUCAUGUUUUGUGCAGCAUGAAAGUAAAAGAAGGAAAAAGCACUAUUACUUGUGGCUAAACACCUCACUGAAGUGUAUGAGUGUCAUCUGAUAUAAUGAUCAAGACAUUCCAGAAAAUUCCAAACAGACUAAAAGAGCCGAUUACUAUUUUUAAAUAUAGUAAUCGGCUCUUGUUCAUUUAUAAACGGAUUCCUGUUUAUGUAUAUGAACCAUAUACACCCGACCAAAAUCUAAGCCUUAUUGCACACCAACAUCUGAUUCCUUUCAUAGAAGAAAAAAAAAAAAAAGUGUGAUAUUAGUCAACUGUUGAGGACUUGCAUCACCAUUCCUCAAAGUACACCAGCCUUUUAAUGUGAGCAGGUGUCUGCAUUGUUUCACAGCCUUCACUAUGUGCCUUUAACCUCAGUGCUCCUGGUCCUCUGUCCACUUGUAAGCUAUCAUAUCAACAAUACUAUGGAAACUACUGUACACCCAGGUUCAAAUUAUUUGUGCCUUUUGAUGACACUAUUUGUAAGUCAGAUAAUGUAAAACCCACUGUAUGCAUGCUGUAGUAAUAGCAGGACUAUCAGAAUAGAUGUGAUAAAUCAGUCUGUGGGUUUCCAUCUGUUUUAUUUACACAUUGAAUAUAAAUGUUGCGCAGAAUGUAAAAAUGACAUCUCUUAAGUCCCCAAUCACACCAGCCCAAUAACACUUUGCCCCACCAUCUCCUGUCCCCGGGUAUUGAAGUUUGUGCGUUUUCUUGACAAGGAUUUAACCACCACUAGAUGGGAA